This is a messenger RNA of Rotaria sp. Silwood2, 564 nucleotides long. The record is from the annotation of a GenBank genome assembly. NCBI's taxonomy places the organism in Eukaryota, Metazoa, Rotifera, Eurotatoria, Philodinida, Philodinidae.
AUGCAAUCAUCAAUUCUCGCCAUCACUGCCUUCUUUGCACUUUUAGCCAUCAGUUUUACUGCUGAAUCUCCAUCAGUAUUAACAGAUUCGGUUUUUGCCGAUGAUACUGGACGUGUACAGCUUCUUAUCAACCAAAUAGUUAAUAUUCUUCCACCAAAUAUUCGUGGUGGCAUUGAUGAUGCUGCAGCUUUAUUUGGCAUGACACGUCAUGAAUUUCUUUUGAGAGUUUUAAAAGAAUUACAAGCUUUUCAAGCUUAUUCAAAGAUUGAUUUUAUUACUGCAAUACAAAAAGCAAUUAAAUUUGCCGAUAACCAAGUAACAGAAGAACAACAAGAAUCAUUAGAAAGUUUAGAACCACAAGGCGUUGAAUUUGCCAAAUUAUUAUUUUCAAAUCAAUUACAAGCAGGUGAAAUGAAUGGACUUUAUGAUUUACUUGUUAAAAUUGUUCGACAACAAAUCACUGGUGAAGAAUUAGUUGAUGCAUUGCCACAAGCAAUUGAUGCAGUCUUGUUGCAACACGACUUGAAUGAUGCCCCUUUUACCGCGAUUGCUGAAGUUCUCUAA